AUGCCGACAUCCUUGGCUGCUUGCACGCCUCUUGCUGGGAACGACAGUUGUAAAAGCAAAAAGCAAGGUGCAUCCAGGGUGAGACCGGCUGCGGCAAGUCAACCCGAGUACCGGUGUAUGUCAUGGAGGAGUAUUUCGAAAAGCGACGAGCUGGCAAAAUUUCGCGAGAGGACAAGUUCAUGGUCCUCUGUACUCAGCCCAGGCAAGUUGCUGUGUGGUUCACAGAGGCAGAUUUGCGUGGUCAUGAGGUCGUUUAAGUAG
Messenger RNA from Symbiodinium pilosum, 261 nucleotides. The record is from the annotation of a GenBank genome assembly. Lineage: Eukaryota; Dinophyceae; Suessiales; Symbiodiniaceae.